Molecule: messenger RNA, 330 nt
Organism: Quercus robur (English oak)
Lineage: Eukaryota; Viridiplantae; Streptophyta; Magnoliopsida; Fagales; Fagaceae
Product: HMG-Y-related protein A-like
Exons: 2
Coding region: 1-330 (109 amino acids)
Biological process (GO): regulation of DNA-templated transcription
Cellular component (GO): nucleus; chromatin
Molecular function (GO): DNA binding
Source: RefSeq, a predicted model, not a curated record
AUGAGACCCACUACCGAGACGGAGACGGAGAUGAAGCAGAAGGAAGACUUGAGCUCCAGCUGGAGUGGCAGACCGAAACUGCCCGGUGCCGUGGCGUCUCCGCCUAGGCCCAGAGGCCGUCCGCCUAAGCCCAGAGACCCUUUUGCUCCGGUGCCUUCGCCUACGAAGAAAGCGGCGUCGUCCGGCUCCAGAAGGCCACGUGGCCGUCCUCCUAAGAAGGCUAAGACUGCGGCUUCUUCGGCUCCUGCUGUGGCUCCAACUGGCGGCUCGCUGAGAGGGAGAGGAAGGCCUCCUAAGGUCAAGCCAGCUGUUGCGCCAGUUGGGUGUUGA